Megachile rotundata (alfalfa leafcutting bee) is the source of this 2653-nucleotide messenger RNA. RefSeq lists its product as uncharacterized. Gene Ontology annotation, cellular component: nucleus; cytoplasm. The record is from RefSeq and is a predicted model, not a curated record. Gene Ontology annotation, biological process: regulation of canonical NF-kappaB signal transduction. Lineage: Eukaryota; Metazoa; Arthropoda; Insecta; Hymenoptera; Megachilidae. Gene Ontology annotation, molecular function: K63-linked polyubiquitin modification-dependent protein binding.
UGACGCAGAUGUUCUAGGGACUUGUAAUGUAAAAUCAUUUUUAAUAAAAUUUUCACACACUCACGAUGAAAAUUCGUGGAUAAUGAAAGUCAAAUAGUACUAUAAAUGUUACUGUUCCUUGCCAGAAUUCAUUCAUUCAGUAAUUACGAAUAAUAGUAUUGUGGCGCCAUCAUAAAUAGUACAAUAUGUGAAUGCAUUUAUAGUGCAUAGUGCAGUACUGUCAAUUAUCUACAACGUCAUACGCAUAAGGCAAUGAUUUUGGUAAGUUUUGAUGUCAAGGGAAGCAAAAAGUGAAAAUAGCUAUUGAAUAUUUGGAUCUGAGGUUUAAUAUUGAUGCCAAAUAAUAUCCAACCAUGGCAUCCGAUAAAAAAGAAACAUGUUCGUUACAAGACAGUGAUAUUGACAACUUGAGCAUUGACUCAAAUUAUAUUAAACCAGAAAGUCGUUUGCAAAGCCUUGGCUUUACUAUUGACAAUGGCAAGGCCAGAUUUAAAUUAGAUGAUGACACACCUGCAUAUUCAAAUGCAGCAUUAGGUAGUUUUAAUGUUGUCGACUCUGAUGACACAUUGUCCUUUGUAGUAUUAGGAAAAGACUCAUUGGACUGUAUUCAAGCAUCGUCGCUUGCUUCUUAUGUUGAUAUUCAUGAAAAGAGUAUGUCUAUUGAUUAUGGAUCCAUGAUAACUUCUUGGAAUUUAAAAGAAAUUCAACAGAAACUGAAGGAAGUGUUACAUGAGAACAACAUGUUAAAAGAAACAUUGAAACAGAACAAUGUAGCCAUGAAAAAACAGUUUAAUUCCUUAUCUGAUUGGCACGAAGAAAUUAUGAAAGUUCAUCAAAAUCAUAAAAAGAAGUUUGCUGAAACUAGAGAAUUAAUAAAUUACCUUAAGAAAGAGAAUGCAGAGUUAAAAAUGAAACUGACUACUGGAGAAUCUAAUAAUAUAGAAAUGGGUUACGAGAUUCUUAAUGCAAAUAGUCUACAGAAUGCCGUAAAAGAAAAAGGAUCUUCUAGUUCUGUAAAGGAACUCGAGGAAAAAGUAUCAUUUUUAACAGCUGAAUUAAAUAAUUCUAAACUUAAAUGUGAAAAAUUAACUUCUGAUAUAGAGAAGCUGGAUAGUAUAUCAAACCUAAUGAGUUCACAGUUAAUGGAAGCUACAUCUACAAUUCAAGAACAAAGGCUAAACAUAAAAAAGCUAGAAGUAGAAACUUCAUUGUCAAAGUCUAUUGAUUCCACUUAUUUUAAUCGAUCUCUCAAUAGUACUACCUCUCAACAAUCAAAGCCAGUUAAUAAUUGCAUGGAAUGUGAACAAUGUUCCAAAAAAGAUAAAGAAAUUAAUUCUUUAAAAGAAUCUAUUCUUGCACUUGAACGUAAAUUAGAACAUAUUACUACUCCUGUACAGUUUUGUAUAAAAAAUUCAAUGAAUUAUAAAAAACACCGUCAACAAUAUAUUCAAAAAGUUAAGAAUUUCAAUAAGAAGUUGAGAGAUUUUAUAUUUAGUUCCGCUAAACAAAUAGAACACUACAUAGUUGCAAACGUGUACCUAAACAAAAUUACGGAAAUGAUAGAACAAAUAGCUUCUGGUGAUAACUUAUCGUCAACUGAUCUACGAUUUACUAGUAAAAAUUUUGUCCAAAAAAGAGGGGAAUAUACCGAACAUUUGAAACAUAUUACCGGGUUACAGGACGAAUUACAGCGUGCUUUUGACGACUGCGAAUCUCUUAUGUCUGAUAUGGAUACAGUGUUGAGUACAAAUACUGAUGAUAGUGCAGUGAAAAAGAAUGAUGCUUCUGAAUCUGCACGAAAUAAUGAAGAAGAACAAGAAAAGUUAUCUCUUAGUAAAGAAAGGGAGAAACUGGAAGGAGAGAGAAAUAUUUUUAAUGAACAGAAAAAAAAUCUUGAAUUAGAACUAAAAAAUUUAAACGAUGCCAAAGAACUUCUGCGUCAAGAAAGAAUGAGUUUGCAUGAGGAAAAAUCAUCUUUAGACCAGCAGAGUAACCUGUAUAAAAGCCAUUAUAAAAAGACAUUGGAAACUGAAAAGAACAAAUUUGAAGCAAAGUAUGCUAAGUUAGUAAGCGAAGUUAGUACUCUGCAUGAGAGUAUAGAACAGAAGAAACUGUGUAUUAAAGAAUUACAAAGUGAAGUGGCACUUCAUUUAGAAAAUACCAAUUUAUUACAAACACAAUUAAAACUCUACGAGGAAGAUUUCAAUCACGAGAAAAAAAUUAAAGAAUCAUUAUUAGAUGAAAGAAAUAAUAUGGAUACAGAUUUACAGAAACAAAUUGAGUUUAAUAUAACAUUACAGGAAGAAAUUAAUCGUUUGAAAUCUCAAAUUAAUGGGAGUGCAUCAGAAAACCAAAGCAAUGCAACUCAAUUGGUACCUCCAUUGGUAUCAACAUUCUUAUGUCCAAAAUGUGAGACUGUCUUUAGAGAUAUGUUAUCUUUGGAGAAUCAUAUUGACCAUUGUUUAAGUUUGAAUUAAUAUUUACUUUUAUUAAUGUUUACAAUUAUUUUAUUGACUAUUAUUUUUAAGGAAGAUAAUUAUGAAACAUUAUAAUAACCAUAAAUGUUAUUACCUAGAAUUAUAGAGAUAUAAUAUAAAUUUGAAUGUACUAAACACCUUAAAUAAGAUGAAAUAAAAUAAAUAAUAUAAAUGUU